AUGGCUCCAUUGGCAAUCGACCAAAUUGGAACAGGAGCGAUUUCUCCAUCAACAACAACAAUAACACACACAACUACUGUAUCUACAUACAUCUCACUCUCCCUCACCCCAUGGCAACAACCUUCCCCCUCUUCCCCUCCUCCCCCAGAACUCCGCCUCCGCAUCUGGCACAUCGCCCUAACAACCCCCUGGACCUGCACAACCCGCGCCCUCCUCCGCUCCAACCAAGAAAAAACAAUCGGCACACACCCCACAAACCCCAUCAGCCACGCCUGCCCCGAAGCCCGGCACCUCCAAACGCAAAGCUUCACCCAAAUAGACCACCUCGGCUGGUUCCAUUUCCCCAAACACCUCCUCUUCAUCCGCGACCUGACCGUGCGGGGAGUCAACCGCGCAAGACGAGUCAAAACCAACCACGCCCUGACACAUAAUCUGCAGCAUGUCGUGCUGAAUGUGUGCAGUCAGCAGAAGCUGUACGCUUCGCUCGAGUAUAUGGGUAAGGCGUACACGUCGCUGAAAAGUAUCGUUGUCGUCGGCCCGUGGUUUUUGCCCGAGGAUACGGAGGCGUAUGACUCUGUUCGCGACUGGAUCGCUCCGUAUGAAGACUGGGGUGAGGUGUUUGCGAGGUCACCCACCGAGUUAGAUCUGGCGGUGCUGGUAGAUGCGAUUGAGGGGGGGUGA
Molecule: messenger RNA, 681 nt
Organism: Penicillium daleae
Lineage: Eukaryota; Fungi; Ascomycota; Eurotiomycetes; Eurotiales; Aspergillaceae
Exons: 2
Coding region: 1-681 (226 amino acids)
Source: RefSeq, a predicted model, not a curated record